AUGGAGUUCAUGGGUUUGCACUUAACAUCCUCUUCUUUACUGACUCACACUUACGUUCUGGAGUAUCUGACCGCUGAGAUCCUCGAGCUGGCCGGUAACGCCGCCCGGGACAACAAGAAGACCCGCAUCAUCCCCCGACACCUCCAGCUGGCUGUCCGCAACGACGAGGAGCUCAACAAGCUGCUCGGUGGGGUCACCAUCGCCCAGGGAGGAGUCCUGCCCAACAUCCAGGCCGUGCUGCUGCCCAAGAAGACCGAAAGUCACAAAGCUUCCAAGGCCAAGUAAGCCAUCAGCAUAAAUCUCCAUUACAGAACCC
Messenger RNA from Nanorana parkeri, 316 nucleotides. RefSeq names its product histone H2A type 2-B-like. The transcript has 2 exons. NCBI's taxonomy places the organism in Eukaryota, Metazoa, Chordata, Amphibia, Anura, Dicroglossidae. Gene Ontology annotation, cellular component: nucleosome. The record is from RefSeq and is a predicted model, not a curated record. Gene Ontology annotation, molecular function: structural constituent of chromatin; DNA binding; protein heterodimerization activity. The coding region runs from base 1 to 285 and encodes 94 amino acids.